CGUGUGAAAAGUGAUCGACAAGGUUCAUUUCGGCUGCUUAUCACUUAAGGCCGAUACGUUUUCGAAUAAAAGAAAGAAGAAAGAAACGAAAAUCAAACAAAAGUUGACUAAGAGUUUGAAACAAAACCGCCUGUGGAUUAAAUUUUUUUUUGCAAAUAAAGGGAAAAAGUUUUCUAACGUCACGUCUGGCGAUUAUCGAUUUUAUUUCUUUUCGAGGAAAACAUAAAUUCAUUGAUGAAAUUUUCUGGUGCUAAGUUCAAUUAACUCGAAGGUGGAAAAUCGCAACUUCACUUUUUAAGUGGUUGAUACAAGAAUCUGAAAAUAUUUAAAGAAAAUAUUAAACAAAAGCUGAAUGAAAUCAAUUUGAAGUGAUUGUCUCCAAACACGAGUUUUGAAUAAAAUAAAAUUUAAAGUGAUUGCGAGUUAAAGAAAUUAAAAUAACCAUUAAAAAUAAAUAUUUCACAAUCACGCGCGGUAAAUUAAGUGAAGUCAAAAUUUUAACCGAAAAUAGCAAAACGCCCCUCUCGAGGGCUCUAGCAUUGGCGUCCUUUUUGGGGACGGAUUAUCCCCAGGCCCUCGGUGCUCGAACAGCACCGCCAGCAAAGGAUCUUAUGGCAUUUGGCUCCGUGCUGGCACACAAUCAACACAACAUAGGUCGAUCAGAGCCGAAAGGGGUCGGUGACCCGUGCGCGGGUUGCAACAAGCCCAUUCUAGAUAAAUUCCUGUUAAAUGUACUAGAAAGAGGCUGGCAUGCCUCAUGUGUUAGAUGUUGUGAAUGUCUAACACCCUUAACGGAAAAAUGCUUUAGUCGUGAGGCGAAGUUGUAUUGUAGAAAUGAUUUUUUUAGACGUUACGGAACAAAAUGCAGCGGAUGUGGUCAAGGAAUAGCACCGUCGGAUCUAGUGCGAAAACCUCGAGACAAAGUGUUUCAUUUAAAUUGUUUUACGUGCUGUAUAUGUAGGAAACAAUUAAGUACUGGUGAACAGUUGUAUGUGUUGGACGAUAAUAAGUUUAUUUGUAAAGACGAUUAUAUGUUGGGAAAAGGAUCGCAUCACCAUCAUAUGACAGAUUCUUUAAUGGGCUCAGAUUGCGAAGAAGAUGACGAAGAUGAUGAUCCCAUAAGACCGCCACUUAAUUUAGGACACCUGGGAUCAAACGGGCCUGAAUCUGUUGGACAUUUAGGCGCCUCUGACCUUUCAGUUCAGAGUAUGAGCACAGAUAGCAAGAAUAAUGAUGAUUCAGAUCAGGGAUCACUUGAUGGUGAUCCAGAUGCGCGAGGCGAUUCACAGUCUGAAAAUAAAAGUCCCGAAGAUGGUGCCGGCUCAAAACGACGGGGACCGAGAACAACAAUCAAAGCCAAACAAUUAGAAGUAUUAAAGACAGCAUUUAGUCAAACACCGAAACCAACGCGGCAUAUUCGAGAGCAAUUAGCAAAAGAAACUGGUCUGCCAAUGCGAGUGAUACAGGUCUGGUUUCAAAAUAAAAGAUCAAAAGAGCGCCGACUGAAGCAACUUACGAGUAUGGGACGUGGGCCGUUCUUCGGUGGAUCAAGAAAAAUGCGCGGGUUUCCUAUGAAUCUCUCACCUGGUGGACUUGAUGAGCCAGGAUUUCCCUAUUUUGCGAGUGAUAAGUUUGAUUUCGGGUAUGGCGGGCCACCAUUUCAUCCACACGAGUCUCCAUUCUUCCCAGGACAUCCAGGAAUGCCUUUCAAUGCACCAGGUGGCCCAAUGGACCAUCCCGGAUCAAUGCCAGGUAUGGUGAAUGAGUUCAGCAUGACACCUGAAGCUAGUUUCUUAAAUCAACCAAAUGGUCCACCAAUUACUGGUGGAGCUAAUCCCUCCGAGCGCAGCGGUUCACCCGAAUUCAUGUCCAACGCUGGCAACUUCUCCGAAUCAUCAAACAUCAAUGAAGGCCUGGUUUGGUAAAAUUUAAUGACAUCACGUCUUCUUCAAUUCUACAUAGGAAUGAAUUCGUGAAAGACAAAAAGAUUUUUAAAUGCUUAAGAGAUGCAGUUUGGAUGAAUGUGUCGAGAGAAAUGCAAAAAAAUGAAAGAUUUUUGUAAGCUUCAAGUCGAUGAAAUCUCGACUCGUUUAUUGAAUUAUUUAUGGCGAUAUACAAAUUUAUUUAAGAUUUCAAGCUUAUAUGCGACAUUUGUGAAACAAUAAAGAAGCAAACACACAAAACAAACAUGCAAAUUAAUUAAAUUAAUCGCAUUAAGUCGCACACAAACUAAAACACAGAAAAUUUUCUGAUUGUGGCGUUUUAUGAUUUUCGGCCAAAAAAUUAUUUUACUUGAUUAAGUUUCGUUUUGAUGUGGGAAACUUUUUUUCUUUAAGAGAAGUUUGGAAAGUUUCAAGUGGUUGAAUAGAGUUGAGAAGUAAGAAAACGUCAACGUAUAGCUUUGUGUGACUUAUUGUUCAAAUAGCUUAAUUUGCGUAACGCGAUUAAUCAAUUAUUUGAAUUUUCUCUACACUUAAAUUUCAUUUCUAUUUCUUUUCUUAAUUUUUUGUUUUACUGAUAACAAACAGUUGGAAAGCAUUAUUUUUGAAUCGAUAUCAGAAUAUUUGUUUUGUUUUGACAGAUGAAUAAUGUUGUAAAUAAAAUGUAUGUAAAUGUAGUAAAAUGAGUAAGGAAAACUUCAUCAGCUUUUUUUUUCUUUUUUCUAAACAUUUGAAAUGCAAACUAAUGCAAAGGGUCAAGACAACGGUAACCAAUUUCAAUUUAAUUAGUUUGAAAUUUGAGUAAGAAAUAAAAGUUGGAUGAAGGACGAAAAAAUAUCAAAAACUUAUGUAUAAAUUAUGAAAGAAAAUGUUAUGUUUUAAGCUUGUAAAUAAAUUGAUGAGUAAUUAAAGUUUAAUGAUAAAAAGAAGUAUCAAAUUAGAAAUUGUCACAAGAGAACAAAUUAACAUCACACUUUAGAUUUACUUAAGUAGAUGAUGAUGGAAAUGAAUUAUUUGAUGAUAUUCAUAGGAAAAAUGAAAAGAUGAAUAAGAAAUAAGAAAUGUUUCGAGUAUGAUCCUGGAGAAAAUUUCAUUUAAUGAACUGCUCAAUAAAAGGAA
Clunio marinus is the source of this 3059-nucleotide messenger RNA. NCBI's taxonomy places the organism in Eukaryota, Metazoa, Arthropoda, Insecta, Diptera, Chironomidae. The record is from the annotation of a GenBank genome assembly.